UACACUGCUGAGGGAGCCUGUCUGCUGUCACACGUGUCUGCCCUCACCUCCUCUGUACUCUAGCUUCACAGAAGACAUACUGCACUCACCACAUCUGGACCUACAGGACGUCUAUGAGAUCUGGCCUCUCAAUCUCUACACCUCUUUUCUGAUUAACCUAAUCUACAAAGAAUCUGAUCCAAAUACAAAGCCUUCCGAGGGACACUCGAUGGCGGAGGUUGUGGAAACACUUGGAAAGAACACAAUGAUACAUGCUGUAUGAAGUGAAUGAAUAUCCUUCCUGGGGGGGAAAUGGUGUGUUUGAAAGGCACUCUACGGGGCUCAUCGUAUCCACACUCAAGGUCAGUUCCUGGCUAAGGAAAGAGGAAAUCCUUGUGCUCUGUGGGAUGAGAGUUCAACUGUGGUGCAUUAGCUGAUCCUUCAUCAUCUCCCCCUCCACCUGCUCCCCCUUUCAUCAUCGACACCACUAUGUGGAUGUUAUCUUUAGCCGUAUGGAUUCUCAACGUCACAAAUCUCACUCAUGGAUAUGACUAUGAUGAGAAUUACCCAGGCGAGGAGGAAACCACGGCCCCGCUGGUUGGGGGGGGACUCAGGGAUUUAGACACAGUGUCCAGUGUGGACGAGCUGGUGGAGCUGUUGUACCCAGAGUACAGUCUGGUGCAGCAUUGUCUACGUAGGAAAACCCAGCGCACCUCCACUCCUCUCCAUCCUGAAGACGACGUCUGGGCCUGGGGCAAGCCAAGGGAGGGGGCACUGUACAAGUCUGACGACGGCACCUUUGACGUUAUUCUGGAAGAGAUCCAGCGUACCAUGUGCAGUCCUCGGGAGGUGUGUCUGGAGGUGUCUAAAGAGUACCCAGAGAGCACCCGUCACUUCUACAUGCCUCGCUGUGUGUCUGUGCACCGCUGUGGGGGCUGCUGUACCCACGAGGGUCUGUACUGCACCAACACCAGCCAUACUUACAGCAACAAGACGCUGCUGGAGAUGACUCACCGUGAACACUCUGUGGUGAUGGUGGCGUUCGUCAACCACACAUCCUGUGAGUGUCUGUCCAAGAGGCCCCAGCACUCCGUCAUCAGGAGGGCUGCUGCAGCCCACCUCACCGUGUGUUCUCCGCCAGAUGUUCCCUGCAGUACAGGAUUGGUCUGGGACCCCACCAGCUGCUUGUGUGUUCCCAUGGACACAAGCUUCUUCUCCGAGAGAGAGCUGGAACCCCUGGAGUCGGCCUUGCUGGCGCUGUGUGGCCCCAACAAAGUCCUGGACGAGGACAGCUGUGAGUGUGUGUGUGAGAACGGUCUGACAGAGGCCAGCUGUGGGCCGGGCUGGCGUCUAGACCAGGCGUCCUGUGAGUGUCUCUGUGAGGACCAGCCAGCCCCGGGGACCUGCCCUCCCAACCAACGCUGGGACCCAGAGCUGUGUGGCUGUGUGUGCCGGGCAGAGUGCCCCCGUAGCCAGCCUCUCAACCCAGAGACGUGCCUGUGCCAGUGCAGGGAGAGUCCUCAGACCUGCCUGCUAGAGGGCAAGAGGUUCAACGCACACAACUGCAGCUGUUACCGGCUGCCCUGCAGAAAGCCACACAGCAGCUGUCCAACGGGCUUCUACUACAGCCACUACGUCUGCCAGUGCAUACCCAACCACAUGAGGUCAGGGAAGUGGAACUGACAAAGCUGGCGUUACCAGCACUGGUGUUACCGGCACUGGUGUUACCGGCACUGGCGUUACCAGCACUGGUGUUACCGGCACUGGCGUUACCAGCACUGGUGACAAACUCUAGGGUCAAUGUACUGUAACUGUAUGGUGGAAACGAGGCGGUGUGUUUGCAAUGUAGAGCCGGUAGAUGGAAUGCUAGAAUAGGGGAAUAUGUAGAGCCGGUAGAUGGAAUGCUAGAAUAGGGGAAUAUGUAGAGCCGGUAGAUGGAAUGCUAGAAUAGGGGAAUAUGUAGAGCCGGUAGAUGGAAUGCUAGAAUAGGGGAAUAUGUAGAGCCGGUAGAUGGAAUGCUAGAAUAGGGGAAUAUGUAGAGCCGGUAGAUGGAAUGCUAGAAUAGGGGAAUAUGUAGAGCCGGUAGAUGGAAUGCUAGAAUAGGGGAAUAUGUAGAGCCGGUAGAUGGAAUGCUAGAAUAGGGGAAUAUGUAGAGCCGGUAGAUGGAAUGCUAGAAUAGGGGAAUAUGUAGAGCCGGUAGAUGGAAUGCUAGAAUAGGGGAAUAUGUAGAGCCGGUAGAUGGAAUGCUAGAAUAGGGGAAUAUGUAGAGCCGGUAGAUGGAAUGCUAGAAUAGGGGAAUAUGUAGAGCCGGUAGAUGGAAUGCUAGAAUAGGGGAAUAUGUAGAGCCGGUAGAUGGAAUGCUAGAAUAGGGGAAUAUGUAGAGCCGGUAGAUGGAAUGCUAGAAUAGGGGAAUAUGUAGAGCCGGUAGAUGGAAUGCUAGAAUAGGGGAAUAUGUAGAGCCGGUAGAUGGAAUGCUAGAAUAGGGGAAUAUGUAGAGCCGGUAGAUGGAAUGCUAGAAUGGGGGAAUAUGUAGAGCCGGUAGAUGGAAUGCUAGAAUAGGGGAAUAUGUAGAGCCGGUAGAUGGAAUGCUAGAAUAGGGGAAUAUGUAGAGCCGGUAGAUGGAAUGCUAGAAUAGGGGAAUAUGUAGAGCCGGUAGAUGGAAUGCUAGAAUAGGGGAAUAUGUAGAGCCGGUAGAUGGAAUGCUAGAAUAGGGGAAUAUGUAGAGCCGGUAGAUGGAAUGCUAGAAUAGGGGAAUAUGUAGAGCCGGUAGAUGGAAUGCUAGAAUAGGGGAAUAUGUAGAGCCGGUAGAUGGAAUGCUAGAAUAGGGGAAUAUGUAGAGCCGGUAGAUGGAAUGCUAGAAUAGGGGAAUAUUUUUCAAUGAAUUCUCCUGAUAGGCCGCGAGGCUCUCCAUCGUCAGACCAGGGAACAUACAAUGAAGCACACAACGAUGCAGUCGUCUAGAUACUGCAGGUCAUGGUCUGAAUCAUGGACAUUAUUGACAUUGCCUCAGAUUCAUUAUGUGUGGCUGUUAAAAUGAAAAAAAAAUAUUCAUUCCAUAAAAUGAAAUAAUUUUUAGAUUAUCUGACAUUGAUAUUUAUUGCAAGUGACCCUGCAGCUCUCCGAGAUGACGAUGACGUAACUGGGAAGAAACGCCCUGACAUGAGAAGGAAGACAAAAGACUGAAAUGUAAAGCCCAUGCAUAUACUGUAUUGUACAAAACGUGUGACUGUAGUCAGUGGUGGCUGUGAAUGAAAAGUGUGUUUUUAAUGUCAUAUCCUAUUUGUAUUGUAUUUAAAAUACACGCUAUUGAUAAAAUAAAAUACAAACUUGA
Molecule: messenger RNA, 3310 nt
Organism: Oncorhynchus masou masou (cherry salmon)
Lineage: Eukaryota; Metazoa; Chordata; Actinopteri; Salmoniformes; Salmonidae
Product: vascular endothelial growth factor C-like
Exons: 7
Coding region: 469-1662 (397 amino acids)
Biological process (GO): positive regulation of protein phosphorylation; vascular endothelial growth factor signaling pathway; response to hypoxia
Cellular component (GO): membrane
Molecular function (GO): growth factor activity; chemoattractant activity; vascular endothelial growth factor receptor 3 binding
Source: RefSeq, a predicted model, not a curated record